GCGGAGGAGGGCUUUGGUUUAAAGGGGGUAGGACCCUUGGCCGCCGCCGCCGCCGCCGCCUCCCUCUGUGUCGGAGAGGGAGUUAGUUAAAGUAUUCAUUUGUAUAUAUAGACACCUGGGAGCGGGUCGGGCUGAAGGGCCCUUCCUUCUCCCGCUGCUGGGACCAUGGUUUGCGGGGGCUUCGCCUGCUCCCGCAAUGCGCUCUGCGCCCUCAACGUCGUCUAUGUGCUGGUCGGGCUGCUGCUGAUUGGUGUAGCUGCCUGGGGUAAAGGCUUCGGCAUUGUUUCCAGCCUCCACAUCAUCGGAGGGGUCAUUGCUGUGGGUUUCUUCCUGCUUCUCAUCGCCAUCGUGGGGCUCAUCGGUGCUAUCAACCAUCACCAAGUCAUGCUCUUCUUUUAUAUGAUAAUUCUAGGGCUAGUCUUUAUUUUCCAGUUUGGAAUUUCCUGUUCUUGUCUGGCAAUCAAGAGAAGUAAACAGGAGAGUCUUUUGAGUGGUGGCUGGAGAUUAGUGAAGGAGAACACCAAAAAAUCAAUAGAAAGCAACUUAAACUGCUGUGGGCUAUUCAACAAAAGUGAAUCUGCUGAAACGUUCAAGAGUGAUGUUGAAUCUUGUCCUGCAGCUUGCAAAAAAACAAGGUGCCUCAGUUGUGGUGAGGUAAUGAUGGAACAUGCAGGUGAAGCCUUGAAAAUCCUCGGCGGAGUUGGACUCUUUUUCAGCUUCACAGAGAUCCUUGGAGUGUGGCUUGCCAUGCGCUACAGAAACCAGAAAGAUCCCAGAGCCAAUCCCAGUGCCUUUUUAUAGAAAAUUCCCCUCCCGCUUCUUCCUAUACCCUCUUUUAGUUAACUGCUUAUCACCUAUAUUCAAGGUAUCCCAUUUCCGUCACUUAAAAACAAAAGUAUCCUUUGUGGACCCUUUAGGGAAAGUGGACUUUGCCAUUGUGCCAAACUGCUGAUUGGGAGAAAUAGCAGAGCAAAGGCUGCAUCCUUGACAUGAAGCCUUUGGCAGAUGGCAAAGGGGACCCUGUGAAAUAAACUAGGGUCCUUAACUGACAUCAAAUGAUGUGACCUGCAGUCUCCUUUGCCAAGAUAUACAUGUCAUUGCUGCUCCUUGCUACAAUCAUUCUGGUGUUUCUAAAGUAUGUUCAAAUUGUUGCAUCCCAUCUCACCUAGGGGAAGGCAUCUUGAAAAGUUAGAGGGCUCAGUGCCAUUAAGUGGGCAGUGCAAGAGACAGUGCCCCCCCCCCCCCAAAAAAAAACUGCUUUUCACUUUUUGUUGUAGUCUCACUUGGACUGAUGUAAUAGACAAAAAGUCCCAGGAAGCAAAUUCAGGGGGAAGGUUUACAUUUUAACCAAAUACAAAGAUUAAGUGAAAGGCAUUAUUUUUAUCUUUUUUUUUUAGAAAAACAAACAAACCUCAAUUGACCUAUUCCUGAAUUCCUCACUUACAAUCAUAUGUACAGGCCACCUAUUUCUAGUGGGAAAGGAGGGGCCUGUGUAAACCUGCCCAGAGAACUGGUUAAUUCAUUAUGUAACUAAGCCUUUAUCCAAUUUACAGAUUUACAAGCUGGCUUGAUAGUGGUUUUUCUCCUGGUUUGUUCUAGCAAGAGGAGACCAUCGACAGUGCUGUUACUCUAUUAAGAGUGAGAGUUCUGGUCUCUUUGUGGUACUACUGUCCCUAUGAUUCCUUGAUUUGACAAACUUGUAUAUUGUGGUGUAGAUAAACCCUUCUCUGUUUGGAGUCCUAUCCCUGUGUUCAUAUAGUGUAAGGAUGUAUGAGGGAAUUAUAGAUAGUUCUGUGGGGUGUUGUGUUGUUGUAUUUUGAGAAUUAGCCCAACUACUUAUCUCCAAUUUUACUCCAUUGUCAUUUUGAACUCCAAAAUAAUUUUAGUUCUAGAUGAGCAGGGAUUGGAGAAACUGUAACCACAAUUCUGCUGGACACAGAAAUGCUGUGAGCUUGCACAAAGCUCCAUGUGCACUACUGUUCUAGACCCAAGAAAGGAUUUUAUUGGACUGUGAGUCCAUUCUCCUAACCUGUUCCACCCUUUAAAGACUUGGCUGGUUUAGGGAAUUCAUGUAUUCUCAUGGAAAGAUGUUGCCAGGUUCCUACCCAAGAAAGGAAAAUCAGUACUUCUGUUUACUAAUGAAAGAUCUUACGACUCCUGCAAAGGCCACAUUCAGAUACCUAGUACUGUAUCAUCAACACCCAUUGGAAAGCAUUCAUCUUCACUUCCUUCUGGAGCAGAUACUGAAAGGAGGUAUAGGACUGGUUAUGACAGCAGAGCAAAACAUCAAAUACUAUUCAGCAUCACCAGAGACUGAGAAAGGGCAGGUGUGACUCACUGCCUUCUUUAAAAAUAAAAAUAAAACAGUUACAGUGUCAAGGAAGGGAAGAUGUUGAUUGGAACAGGAGAUGGGUUUGGGAAAGGACUGCCUUCCUGCUUUUGUUCUCUUUCCUAUAAGCCACUUCUUAAGGUCAGAAAAGGGCCUCACAGAUGAAAGAAGACUCCAGUUGCUUUUGGAUGGAGAGCAGCAGUCUGUUCCCUUAAGUACCAGUGCAGCAAUGGCGCACACCCACCUGCUCUCAAUAAAUGCUAGGACUUGAUGGAACAUGGAGAUAAAGGCAUCAGACAGAAAAGUAGAAGUAAAGGUGAAGAUACUAUGUUGAACCAUAGGAAAUUUUGUAUAGCAUAUCUUUAGGAUAGUUUGAACAUUCACAGUCAUCAUGCUAUUUAUUUUGAGGUGGCCUAAUCAAGGGGAAGGUACCUUUUGUAAAGCAGGACCUAAGUAUGGAGCAGAUAGAAGAAGGUUGGCAGCUUAUUACUGAGAGUGUGCUGUUCAGCUCCUAAAAGUAUCAUACAAUUUAAUCGUUUGAGAUUAACACUGUGGGGAAUACUCAGCACUAAAAAGAUAAAGGAAAGUGAUAUGCUUCCUUCUCAGAACCAUAGUUAGUAGUAGGCAUUCUUAUACUCCGCUCCUCCGCUGUUUAAAUUUUCAGAUUGGGUGGGGAGACUUUUGCUGAUUUGCAUUAGUACUGUACAGGGAUUGAUUGAAACAAAGUAACAUGCACUUUAAAGGAGCACAUUAAGAUUUACUCAUAGUUGGGGAGUAUUACAGAUGUAUCUCCUCCUAUUCAUGUUUGGCUAGACCAGUGGUUCCCAAACUGUAUUCUUUAAGGGAUUUUGGACUUCAGCUCCCAGAAUCCCAGACUAUUGGUCAAUAUGGUUAAGGCUUCUUGGAGUUGAAGCCCAAAAUCUCUUAAAGGGCACAGUUUGGGGACCACUGGGCUAGACAGAUGCCUGCUCAGUUACUUUUUUUUUUUUACACAAUGAAGGGGAGUUUUGCUGGCUACUUUCUUUGAUGGGUGACUUUAAAUGCUGCAUAUUUGCUAGAGACUAUCCUUGCCAUUUAGUUGGUGAUGGACAAGGAAAGAACACUUGCAAAAAAACUGUGAUGCUUGAAAAGUUUCAAGUCACUAGUGGCUUUUUUGAGAAAUACAUGCUUCUACCAUCAUGUACACCUGGACUACUCAAAUUGUAGACUGCAGUUACCCUAUUACAGGCCAUUUGAAUAAAUACAUUUCUGUGAAACUCAAA
Molecule: messenger RNA, 3591 nt
Organism: Sceloporus undulatus (fence lizard)
Lineage: Eukaryota; Metazoa; Chordata; Lepidosauria; Squamata; Phrynosomatidae
Gene: TSPAN31
Product: tetraspanin 31
Exons: 6
Coding region: 166-801 (211 amino acids)
Cellular component (GO): membrane
Source: RefSeq, a predicted model, not a curated record